Messenger RNA from Hibiscus syriacus, 1963 nucleotides. RefSeq names its product cytochrome P450 97B2, chloroplastic-like. The transcript has 14 exons. Gene Ontology annotation, molecular function: oxidoreductase activity, acting on paired donors, with incorporation or reduction of molecular oxygen; monooxygenase activity; heme binding. Gene Ontology annotation, cellular component: chloroplast. NCBI's taxonomy places the organism in Eukaryota, Viridiplantae, Streptophyta, Magnoliopsida, Malvales, Malvaceae. Bases 106 to 1854 code for a protein of 582 amino acids. The record is from RefSeq and is a predicted model, not a curated record.
UUGCCCACCCUUCACAAAUCGCCAAUACAAUCCAUUUAUCUAAUCUCACCAGCACUCUCCACCGAGACUAAACCAAAACCCACCGUGAAAGUUGCCUUCUUUGCAAUGGAAGCAGCCACUGCAACCGCUUCAUCUCUGCAGCUUUCCUCAGCCGCUACUUGUGGAAGUUUACGAACCAGUGAUUUCUUGUUUUUGGGUGUCUCGAAACCUCCUUCAUUUCUCAAUCCAAAACUAAAAGCUUCUGUUACCAUCAGAUGUCAAUCUACGAGUACAAACGAACCAAAAGCUAAAAGGAGUCUUUUGGAUAAUGCAAGCAACCUUCUUACCAAUUUCUUAAGUGGAGGAAGUCUAGGUUCUAUGCCUGUAGCUGAAGGUGCUGUUUCUGAUUUGUUUGGUCGGCCUCUUUUCUUCUCUUUGUACGAUUGGUUUAUAGAGCAUGGCUCAGUGUAUAAACUUGCUUUCGGACCAAAAGCUUUUGUCGUUGUAUCAGACCCUAUUGUUGCUAGGCAUAUUCUUCGAGAAAAUGCAUUUUCCUUUGACAAGGGAGUUCUUGCUGAUAUACUAGAACCGAUUAUGGGGAAAGGACUUAUACCUGCUGAUCUUGACACAUGGAAACAAAGGAGAAGAGUUAUUGCUCCUGGGUUCCAUGCACUGUACUUGGAAGCUAUGGUCAAAGUUUUCAGUGAUUGUUCAGAACGAACAACAGCAAAAUUUGAAAAGUUUUUAGACGGAGAACAUUCACGCGGAGGAGAUGCAAUUGAGCUAGACCUUGAAGCAGAGUUUUCAAGCUUGGCUCUGGAUAUUAUUGGACUGGGUGUCUUCAACUAUGACUUUGGUUCGGUUACAAAAGAGUCUCCUGUUAUUAAGGCAGUGUAUGGUACACUUUUUGAAGCUGAGCAUAGAUCCACUUUCUACAUCCCAUACUGGAAAAUUCCUCUGGCAAGGUGGGUGGUACCCAGACAACGGAAAUUUCACUGUGACCUUAAGAUCAUAAAUGACUGUCUAGAUGGACUCAUCAAAAAUGCAAAAGAUAGCAGACAGGAAGCGGAUGUUGAAAAACUGCAGCAAAGGGAUUACUCGAAUAUUAAGGAUGCUAGUCUUUUGCGGUUUUUGGUGGACAUGAGGGGAGCAGAUGUUGAUGAUCUCCAGCUGAGAGAUGAUCUAAUGACUAUGCUUAUUGCUGGCCACGAAACAACAGCAGCUGUUCUUACGUGGGCUGUUUUCCUUCUUGCACAAAACCCGUCUAAAAUAAAAAAAGCCCAAGCAGAGGUCGAUUCGGUUCUGGGCCAGGGGAGACCAACUCUUGAAUCAAUUAAAAAGUUAGAGUACAUAAGACUUAUUGCCGUAGAGGCUCUUCGUUUAUAUCCUCAACCUCCACUGCUUAUCAGACGGGCUCUUGAAGAAGCUGUGUUGCCAGGAGGUUACAAAGGUGACAAAGAUGGCUACACCAUUCCUGCUGGGACCGACAUCUUCAUAUCUGUAUAUAAUCUCCAUAGAUCUCCAUACUUUUGGGACAAGCCCCAUGAAUUUGUUCCGGAGAGGUUUCUAGAACAAAAGGAGAGUGGAGGCAUCGAAGGAUGGGCUGGUUUUGAUCCAUCUCGAAGCCCCGGAGCAUUAUACCCUAAUGAGAUUAUAUCAGAUUUUGCUUUCUUACCCUUCGGUGGGGGACCGAGGAAGUGCGUCGGAGAUCAAUUUGCACUCAUGGAAUCAACCGUGGCAUUGGCUGUGUUGCUGCAAAAGUUUGAUGUGGAACUGAAAGGAUCCCCUGAAUCUGUGGAGUUGGUUACAGGAGCAACAAUGCACACCAAGAAUGGAUUAUGGUGCAAGCUAAAGAAGAGGUCUAAUGGCAAUUGACUUUCACCAAGAAUUUGAGCUUCUGUACCAUUGUACCUAACUAGUGGAAAGAGUAUAAACAUUAUUUCGAACUUUCUGAAAAAGGAAAGGUAAAUCAUGGGUUUGCUCU